GUCCGUCGCGCCGCCCAGUGUUGGCCACCCACUCUUCUUGAACCGGCGGCGGCGGGUGAGGGUUUCUCCGCCAUUUGCCGUGUCCUCCUCGCCCUCGUCGAUUUUUCUUUGGAAAAAGGGUGCCCCGCAUGUAGACAGCGAAACCUCUGCUACUUUUUAGAGCCCGCGCGCGUGGGCGGUUUCUUCCAUUCUGUCGCAUGGUAUCGGAGGACAUUGCAGAAGGGAAAGGAGGGAAACGAGAGAGAGAGACGCCAUACGUUGCCGUGCCGGGGGAGGAGAGCGCGGGCAGGAGCCCAAAGCGGGGGUUCUGUUGCGGAUAGCUUCGUGGAAGGAGGAAAUGCCUGCGCCAUCCGCACCCAUUCGUCUGGGAGUUCCAACUCCCUAUAUAACAUCUCAUGGAUUCAAAGUUGCACGGCUACACAUGUAUGACUGGAUUGUGCUAGUUCUUCUAGCUGUAUUAGAUGGAGUUUUAAAUAUAAUAGAACCAUUCCAUCGAUUUGUCGGAUCAAAUAUGAUGACAGAUCUCAGAUACCCCAUGAAGGACAACACAGUGCCAUUUUGGGCUGUGCCGAUAAUUGGUAUCAUUGGACCUAUGAUUAUCAUAACUGGGAUAUACUUUAAGAGGAGGAAUGUAUAUGAUCUCCAUCAUGCCAUACUCGGACUCCUAUUUUCAGUACUUAUCACUGCCGUCUUAACUGAUGCGAUUAAGGAUGGUGUUGGUCGGCCACGUCCAGAUUUCUUCUGGCGCUGCUUCCCUGAUGGAGUACCUGCGUAUGACAACUUCACUACAGGCGUAAUAUGCCAUGGCAAGGCGAGUGUUAUCAAAGAAGGUCAUAAGAGCUUCCCAAGUGGUCAUACUUCAUGGUCUUUUGCUGGGCUUGGUUUCCUUUCAUGGUAUCUGGCUGGUAAAAUCAAAAUUUUUGAUCGAAGAGGGCAUGUUGCAAAACUCUGCAUUGUCCUUUCCCCUCUGCUUCUUGCAGCCUUAGUGGCAGUUUCUCGAGUUGAUGACUAUUGGCAUCAUUGGCAAGAUGUAUGUACCGGUGGAUUGCUUGGAUUUUCGGUUGCUUCCAUUUGCUACAUGCAGUUUUUUCCACUACCAUCUGACGAAAAUGGAUUAUGGCCUCACGCAUAUUUCCGGCACAUUCUUGAACCGGAGUGUGAGAACCAUGUACAACACACGUCCACAGAUGGCCGGAACUCACUUCCAAACGUCUCAUUUCAAGGUCCCGAUGCAGUGGAAAUGAGGACCACGAGCCAAGCAUUAGAUUCCAUGGAAGCUGGCCGGAGAGAGCAAUGAUGGAAUCUAACAUUAGCUGGAACCUUUGUUUAUAAUAAUAGCAGUGCUUGAUUACAUAAUUAGUAUAGCAUGAUUUUGGUCAAUAUUCAUCAUGUAAGUUCCAUACCAGAGUAUACAAAGCACAUGUCUCUCGUGAGGAUUAGAGACGGUAUAUGCUUCUGUUGAGUCAAUACAAAGUCACGUCGGAACAGAUAUGUGCUGCGAUGCCGGUGUGCCAUGGGGCACAAAGAAGCACGAGCUUAACAUGUAUUGCUUGAAUUCUAAAA
Phragmites australis (common reed) is the source of this 1563-nucleotide messenger RNA. Its product is annotated as lipid phosphate phosphatase 2-like. The coding region runs from base 338 to 1297 and encodes 319 amino acids. Lineage: Eukaryota; Viridiplantae; Streptophyta; Magnoliopsida; Poales; Poaceae. Gene Ontology annotation, molecular function: phosphatidate phosphatase activity. The transcript has 9 exons. The record is from RefSeq and is a predicted model, not a curated record. Gene Ontology annotation, biological process: phospholipid metabolic process.